AUGCGUGGCCCCUGCCCGCCUCCUCCCUCGUCCACUGCGGCCAGAUUUACUCACCUCUGCCCUUGGCAUCCCUACACAUCGCUGAUCACUUUCUACACUUCUUCAACUGUCUAUUUGUAUGCAAAGAGCGUCCUCACAUAUCCCCUACACGACGUCGUCUCUUCAUACCCCCUUCCCCGCGCCCAAACGCUGCCGCAAUUCAUCCUCCUCCGCGCCGUCGCCCUGAUUACCGAAUUCCAACAUCGCCGAUUACGCCGACAGCUCUCGCUCUCCCUCUCUCACGCCCAACGUACCCUCGCCCCGGCCAAGUCUUCGCGCCUACACAUCUCGACGCAUCUCCCCAAGGGUCGCUUGCUCCGUCCGAACAACGGCAUACACCGUCUGCCGUUGCGCCAGCAGUCAUCGGCGCCCGUCGCUCCUCGACCCCGCCACUUGUAUCGCGACGACAAACAACACAUACACAACGCGACGCACAUCCAGAGAACUAUGGGCAAAUCGCAGUCGAAGCUCUCGCAGGAGCAGCUCACCGAGCUCCAGAACUCGACGCACUUUGACAAGAAGGAGCUUCAGCAGUGGUACAAGGGCUCAGGCUUCCUGAAGGACUGCCCCUCGGGCAUGCUGAGCAAGGAGGAGUUCCAGAAGAUUUACCGGCAAUUCUUCCCAUUCGGCGACCCCACCUCGUUUGCCGACUACGUCUUCAAUGUUUUCGACAGCGACAAGUCUGGGAGCAUUGACUUUAAAGAGUUCAUCUGUGCCUUGAGUGUUACCAGCCGGGGAAAGAUGGAAGACAAACUAGAUUGGGCAUUCCAGCUAUACGACAUAGACGGCGACGGCAAGAUUAGUUAUGACGAGAUGCUACAAAUCGUAGAGGCAAUCUACAAGAUGGUCGGCUCCAUGGUCAAACUGCCCGAAGACGAAGAUACCCCAGAGAAGCGUGUACGCAAGAUUUUCCGCAUGAUGGACAAGGACGAGAACGGGUCUUUGGAUAUGCAAGAAUUCAAGGAGGGGAGCAAACGCGAUGAGACGAUUGUGUCAGCCUUGUCCUUGUACGAUGGGUUGGUGUAG
Metarhizium robertsii ARSEF 23 is the source of this 1065-nucleotide messenger RNA. Its product is annotated as Anaphase-promoting complex, subunit CDC26. Gene Ontology annotation, cellular component: intracellular membrane-bounded organelle; cytosol; membrane. Lineage: Eukaryota; Fungi; Ascomycota; Sordariomycetes; Hypocreales; Clavicipitaceae. Gene Ontology annotation, molecular function: calcium ion binding. The coding region runs from base 1 to 1065 and encodes 354 amino acids. The transcript has 5 exons. The record is from RefSeq and is a predicted model, not a curated record.